GGAGUCUUGACACCUGCGUUGAUGGAAUCGCUUCGGGGAUUCUUCCCUUAUGGUGUUGCGGAAGAGAAUUUUUGGCUCAAAUUUUCGAUGGAACGUGAUGGAGCCCAUUUGCCCACGUUGCUGUCGAAAGUUCGGACAUCGAAACACACUAUUUUCGGUGUAGAAACUAAAAGCGGGCAUGUGUUCGGGGCCUUUUGCAGUUCACAUUGGCGGGUACGUCCUUCUUGGUUUGGAUCGGGGGAAUCCUUCUUGUGGAGAUUAAAGGCGUCUCGUGCUGUGCCUGAUUCCACCACUCGAAAUUAUGACAAUGACAACGAAAUGGAGGUGUAUCCGUACACAAGAAGUGACGAAAUGAUUCAAUACUGCACGGAAAAAACAGUGGCUGUAGGGGGAGGGGAAUUUAGGAUCGGUUUUAUGAUCGACGGAGAUUUAAUGGGCGGCGAAACCAGCGCUUGUGCCACUUUUAACAAUCCGAGCCUCGGCGAUCGUAAGUCACGUAGCAACGAAUUCGAAGUAGUCCAUCUUGAAGUUUGGACGGUC
Messenger RNA from Phaeodactylum tricornutum CCAP 1055/1, 540 nucleotides. RefSeq lists its product with no specific name. The transcript has 2 exons. The record is from RefSeq and is a predicted model, not a curated record. NCBI's taxonomy places the organism in Eukaryota, Bacillariophyta, Bacillariophyceae, Surirellales, Neidiaceae. The annotation marks the transcript as partial.